Molecule: messenger RNA, 6249 nt
Organism: Plasmodium knowlesi strain H
Lineage: Eukaryota; Apicomplexa; Aconoidasida; Haemosporida; Plasmodiidae
Product: nucleoporin NUP221, putative
Exons: 3
Coding region: 1-6249 (2082 amino acids)
Source: RefSeq, a predicted model, not a curated record
AUGUAUAUGCAAAACUCCUCGUCGAAUAACCUCUUUGGAUCCUUUAACAACCAAGGAAAUAAUGCAAAUAAAGGAAUUUUUGGAAAUGCGAACAUUCAACCCACCCUAUCGAACACGGACCACUCGUCCAUUUUUGGAGUUUCGAAAACACCGCAAUCCAACAAUGCGCUAAUGAAUAAGAAUAUGUUUAGUAUGAACACGGGCUCCACUGGAUUAGGCGGAAAUAAAGGACUCUACGACAACAUGAAUAAUCAAUCCAAUUUAGGUAACAAGAAUAUAUUUGGAGGGUCCAGUGUAGGAAAUAGUGCCAAUCAAGGAAAUAUGGGAGGAAGUAAUUUAUUCAUGAAUUCAAGUAAUCAGAAUAGCUUAGGCAUGAAGAAUAUUUUUGGAGGGACAACCAAUUUAAAUACCCCAGGAACGAACUUAGCCAAUAAAGGGAUUUUUGGAGGAAUGCAACAGAAUAAUCAAAGCUCUGCUCCAUCGUCAAGUAAUCUUUUUGGCAAUUUAUCGUCUAAUCAAACGAGCUCCGGCAAUAUGUUUGGGAAUUUAUCCUCUACUAACCAAAGUAAGGGAAAUAGUUUAUUUGGUGCAACGUCUCAGUCUAAUCAAACACCAGGAAGUAACAUGUUUGGAAAUGCAUCUUCAAUGAACCAGAACAAGCCCAGCGGUGGGCUUUUUGGAGCGUUGCAGACGACUAAUCAGGGUAAUACAAGUAGUAGCAUGUUCGGAAGUGCUACCGGUGGGAUGAGCCAAAACAAGGGAAGUACAACUCUCUUCGGUGGAAUGUCGGGCAACACGCCUACCACCGCAGGAUCUGGAAAUCUCUUUGGAAAUGCAUCUUCUAUGAACCAGAACAAGCCCAGUGGUGGGCUUUUUGGAGCUCUGCAGACGACUAAUCAGGGUAAUACAGGUAGUAGCAUGUUUGGAAGUGCUGCCGGUGGGAUGAGCCAAAACAAGGGGACCAGUCUAUUUGGUGGAUCCUUUGGGACAGCGAAUCAAGGAUCAACACAGAGUAACAUGUUUGGGAAUGCAUCUUCAAUGAACCAGAACAAGCCCAGUGGUGGGCUUUUUGGAGCGUUGCAGACGACUAAUCAGGGUAAUACAGGUAGUAGCAUGUUUGGAAGUGCUGCCGGUGGGAUGAGCCAAAACAAGGGAAGUACAACUCUCUUCGGUGGAAUGUCGGGCAACACGCCUACCACCGCAGGAUCUGGAAAUCUCUUUGGAAAUGCAUCUUCCAUGAACCAGAACAAGCCAGGUGGAGUUUUCGGAAAUUUGCAAUCACCCAGCCAGAGCACAACAGGUACCAGCAACAUGUUUGGCGGCCUGGGAGCGAGUCAAGCAAAGCCCGCCACGGGUGGAAACCUCUUUGGAGGAAUGUCUUCAACCCCGGGGACGAGUGGAACUACCGGGACAGGUAGCAACCUCUUCGGGAGCACAGUGCAAGGUAGCCAAAAUAAAACCGGCAGUAAUAUUUUUGGCACAUUGUCAGGAGGUACACAGGGUGGAAGUAGCAGUGGCCUUUUCGGUGCAACAACUUCUACAAGUACCCCUAUGGGAGGUAAUAAUGUAUUUGCAUCUUCCAUGACAACGGCAACAAGCCAAAAUAAAUUUAAUAGCAUAUUUGGACAGGUUGGAACAGGUGGUCAGAGUACAUCUGUAAAUUCUGCUACCACGGGAAUUUCCUCCACUCCAGGAUUAGGAGGAGGAACGCAAAGUGGUAGCACGGGUAAUAUGUUUGGAAGCGUAUCCACAGGUACGAAUUUGGGUGGGGUGGGUGACAGCAAGAAUAUAUUUGGAACAUCGUCUGGUUUUUCCUUAGGAUCGGGGAAUACGGGUGCGAAUUCCACCGCUGGAAUUGGAGGAGUGGGAACCGGGUUAAGCACAGGGGGAGUUGGACUAGGUAUGGGAUCCAAUUUAGGAACAACCAUGGGGACAAGUGUGAGCACCAACAUGGGUUCAAAUUUGAGUUCGAAUUUGGGUUCCAAUUUAGGUUCGAAUUUGGGUUCUAAUUUGACAUCAAAUAUUAAUACGAACUUAAACUUGGGGGCAGGUUCCGGUACCAAUAUGGGCGCUAAUGCCAGCGGGUCUUCGAGCAUAUUUGGCAAUUUAGGCGGAUUAAAUUCCAAUUUGGGUGGCAACACAAUGAUAGGAAGUAGCGGUUUGGGCCAGAAAAUGAGUACCAGUGAAGCAGGUGGAGCGUCCACCAGCCUGCUCCUCGGAAAUAAAAAUAUGGCAGCUAAUAACAGUACGUUGAUGAGCACGCAGAGUAAUCUGUUGUUAGGCGACAAGGGAAAGGUAACGAAUUUUAUGGCACAAGAAUUUAAAAGUGAUCAAAAGGAUGAAUUGUCUGGAAGUAAAGAUAAUUUGGACAAGUCAGUAGAAGAGUUAACUAUUAUAAAAAAGCAGGAAGGUAUUUUUGAUGAAGCAUAUGAAGAGGAUGAGGUGUUGAGCGAGAAGGAAUCUGAAGGAACAUUUUACAAUUAUAUUAAUUUAAUUAUAAAUGAUAAUAUAAACGAUAUACAGAAGACAACAUUUUCAUUAUUAAAUGAUCAUGAUUCCUUAAUGUGGGAUAAUUUUAAAAGUAAUAUUUUUAAAAAUUUUGUGGAUUAUUUAGUGAAUGCUAAACAAAAAAAAAAUCAAAAAGUUGUUAAGAGUAAUGUGCUAGAUUUGGAUCCACAUGAAUUUCAAAUUUUAAUUUGGCUAUAUAAUGUGAACGCAUAUAAAGUCGAUUUUAUUCCCUUUAAGAGUUUUUAUUAUUUAUUGUUAAGUGAUACAAAUUUAAAUUACUCGAAAAUUUUUAUCGGAAAUGUGGACAAAAAUUUAUUUCCUGGAAGUUUUGUUGAAGUGAAUGAUCAUUAUUAUAUGAACUCGAAGAACCAUUUCUUCAAAUCUCAGAUAAGUAAAUACCAGGAGAGUGACUUGGUGUCAAGUAGGGAUAGAAGGCGAGGCAAGAGGAAAGGAACAAACGGCACAAAUGUGAACGCCUUAGAUGUGGAUUCCAUUUAUAAGCAAGUUUUGAAAGACAUUCUGAAUAGCUUACUAAAUAUGAAUUUGUCUAUAACGAAGGAAAAUAUAAAAAGAAGGGAAAAGGAGGAGUACUACGAAAACGGGGAUAACAGCAACAAUAAUGGUAAUAUCAACGCUAAUGUCAACGGCAAGGAUAAGAUAAAUUCUGGCUCCAACUAUACAUACGAAAAUUUACUGCUGAACUAUUUGUUCGGAACGCUUCAACAUUUACAUGAUAAGUUUUACAAAAUCGAAAUAAGCAAUUAUGUUGCCAAGGAUUUAAACCAGAUUGAUGAAUAUUUUGUCGAUUCCAAAUCGAACGCCAUUUUUUCUUACUGUUAUGAUAAUUUUUAUAAGAAUGAAAUGGACAAGGAAAACUGCACUAUCCAUUUUUUCUUCUACCUGGUGAACAUAAUGUUUCGGUGCGGAAAUUACUUGGGGCUAAUACAGAUAAUUAAGGGCGAAGAAUUUGUGAAGAAUUUAAGCAUUGACAGUUACCUGUAUGAUUUUGUAAUAUUGCUGAUAAGAAUUUUAUUUUUAAUUUACAAUAAAAGUAACGAGAUAAGCAUUUUCGAGAAUAUGAAGGUGGAUUUUGACUGCACAGACAUUUUUAAAAAAAAAAUCAACAUGUCUGUGUUGAUUAAUUUUUUCCAUUCAAUUAUUUAUCUCUGCGUUAACAACAUUUAUGCGUACGACCUGCUGUGCGUGCUGUUCUCUGACAUUUUUUACAAAAAAGGGGCCAUGUACACUAAUAGGGAUAAAAAAAUGGAGAUGAAAAAUAUUUUCCAUUAUACCGAGGGGAGGAGCCCAAGCUAUGAGAGCCACCAUGGGGAGCAGGAAGAUGACGAUGAGGAUGAUCAUCAUCAUGACAGCCGUGUUGGGUCGAAUAGAAAUGACUACAAUAGGGAGGGUGGCCAUUAUAAGGGUCGUCGGUACGAUGGGGACGAGGGAGUAGUUCCCGGCAAGGAUUCCAUCAAGGGAAGGCGUCGAGAACAAAGAUCCAAAACUCAAUACAGUAACGACUACUACGGUGAUUAUAACGACCUCCCCUAUGGUAGUGAGUACGAUGAGUACUAUGGUGAUGGGUACGUGGUUCCCCGAAGGAGCGAUGGUACAAGUAGCAGGCAUCCUAGUAACCAUCGCAACGGAGGGAGACGACACAACAACGAUGACCUAAUCAAUGAUGAAGGGGGAAAUAGCAGAGGUAGGAGUCGCAGUAGGGGAGAUGCUAAUAGUAACAAGAAGAACCACUCGAUGAGGGGCUACUUCAGUAGCGAUGAGAAUAGCAACAACGGAAGAGGAGGGAAAGGGAAAAAAGGAAAAAAUAAUAAAAGCUUCUUUGAUAUGUUCACAAAUAUGUUACAGAAGCCGAAGAAACCCCAAGAGGAUGAAUUUGGAAAUUUCGAAAUAAAUGAAGAGAUAGAGGACAGAAUGAAGAGAGAAUCGGAACACAUAUGUUACAUCGAAUCUUUAGGAAUCACCAACAAGUAUGGCUAUAAUUUUGAGUACUGCAACAUUGAGACGAGUAUAUGGAUCGAGUUAACUUUGUUUCUUUCGAAGAACUUUGAUUUGUAUGGAAGUAAGUUUCAAGAAAAUUUUGAUAUCAUGGAUACCAACUUAAGUUUUUACAAUUACGAUGAUGAUAAUAAUGCAUUUUUAAAUGACACAAAAUAUAGAAGGGAAAAAAUAAACAGCAAAAUUGAAAAAUUAUUUAUUUGUAUAUCCCACUGUAUUGUCAACGAGAAUAAAGAAUUUUUUGCCAUUUGUUCGAAGCUGAAGGUGGAUGAAGUGAUAAAUAAUUUUAUUGUGGUGGAUGGAAAAAUAGCGGAAAAGGUUAAGGGAAAUAUAUCAAAAGUUUUAAAAAAUAAUUUCGUGCUUUACAUUAAGCUAUUUUACUAUCUCCUGCUAGUGGGAAAUGUUUACACGACCGUUGCAUUUUUAUCGUGUAUAUCGAAUAACGUACAGAGAAUCCUUCUAGUGCUGACCAUAUUUUUGCACAAGAAUGACAUUUUCGAGAAUGAGCAAUUGAAUAAUAUAAAAUUAAAGACAUUACAAUUUUUGAAAUUAAAAAAUGAUAGCGACUCAUUUUUGGAUCAUUCCAUGAAUGGUAUUAAUGACGAAGUUUCGACUGCUGCAGCAGCGGUGGAAGCCACGGAAAUUGUGGCUACCUCUGUAGCAGAUAGAAUGAAUUUAAUCAACCUGAGUUUGAAUAGUAGUGACCUGCCCUAUGAUUAUUUUGUACUUCGAAAUAAUAACAUAAAUAUUUUGUUGAAAGUAACAUAUCUGCUUAAUUUGAAGACCAGCUUAAGUAUCAAACUGUUGAAGAGCAUUGUGCAGGAUAAUCAAGACAUCCUUCUGCAUGAGAGUGUAAUUGGGCAUAUAAAUAACGACGGGAAUAUCCUUUAUGGCAAAUUACAUGAUUUUCUGUUUUUAUUUAAAAAUAAAGUAAAAAUGAGAAAGGACACAAAAUGCUACUUUUUAAUGUACUACGUUUUGUACAAGAAGAAACUUUUUCAUAAUAAUAAAUUAUGUAAACAUAAAAAUGAGAAUGACGAGGAAUACCAUUACAAGUGCAGAAAUUUUAAAUACGUGCAAAGCAAAAAUAUUAACACGUUGAAUAAAAUAUCCUUGGAUAACUCCAUCAUCAGUGUCCAUGGAUCCAUUUUGUACAAGAUUUCUCAGUUCUAUGCUAUCCUGGCGUACUUUGCCAACCAGAGGAAAAACUACAUCAUUUCUUUUAUCUGCUACUACAUUUUGAAGGAUGAGCAGAGCGCCAUAAAUUCCUUGAUAAGGAUUUACAACGACGAGCUGAUAUACUACUACCACAACAACGAGCGGGAGUACGUCUACAUUCGCAAGUGCGCCUUCCGCUUUUAUCACUUGGCCAAGAACAUGUGGCCCUCGAACGUCAAGUUGGAGUCAAUUGAAAACAAGUCCUACUUAAUCCUGAGCAUUCUGUUCAUGAAGAGGAAGAUGUUCGAAGAGGCCUUUAUAAUCUUUUCUUCCUGCCUCAUUCCGGACAACAUGUUGGAGAAACUGUCCACGGCAGAUUACUACAACAUCGAUUUAUCUUCCAACUUUUUGAUGACUCUACGGGAGCUGUGUCGACAGAACUAUCAGAUAAGCGAACUUGUAGGACAGAGCACCCUUCACGCAGUCGUUAAAUUUCUGUUGCCCAUCAAGGACAAGUUGGAUGCUCAAGUUGUGGAGAGCAUCAACUAUCUGAGCACAUUAAGCUAUUAA